AUGAGCGAUGAAGAAGAUGAUAUUGAAGACGUGGGCGGAGACCUUGAGUCCCGCCCCUCUUUGCUCCCCUCUGCUUCCUCUCGGCCUUCUUUUCCGGUGGAUGGGCACGUAAAGUCGCGUCCACGCGCAUCCUCGUCGUCUCGCGCUUCUUCUCCUCGUUCCUCCUUCCUUUCGACUUCUUACUUGUCUUGCCCAGUCUCCGCACCGACGCCGCCCGACCCCCGUCUAGAGCCGAAGCCUGCACAUGCGAAAUCCGCGUCUCAGCCCCUUUCCACUGCUCCUGCGGCGCACUCGGCCCCGCGAGGAAGUUUUUCUUCUCCGUCCUCCUCCUGCACACCUGCGUCGUCUCUUUAUUCCACGUGUUCGUCCUCUCCGUCGGCUUCCUGCUCCUUCCCCGCUGAAGACAGCCGGCCGCCGGAGUCGACAGGGGAGAAGACAGAAUGGUCUCCCGAGCGUAGCCGCUUGCAGAGAGACGCUGCGAGCCAUGGUGGGCUGGGGGCCUUGGAGGCUGCGGAGGGCCUGACAGCGUCAGUUCCCUCUGUCUCCGGAGGAGAAGCCUCGGGAAAAGCGGCGCAUGCUGCGGCGCAGGACAGCUUCGUUUCGCCGCACACAGACGAUGGUGUUGCUAAGGCAGGGGCACGGGCUGUCCAGGAGCUCCUCUCUGUGUGCAAUGCACUUCUCUCGGCAGCGGUCAACGACCAGGAGGAAAGGGAGAGAGGAAGCUCCUUUACCUCUCCGCGCGGGCCUUCGCCUCCGUUUCCUUCUGCCAACGCAGAGGACCUAAGAGUGGCGCUGGUGAAGGCGCAGAGUGCAGUUUUCGACUUUUGGCCUUUCACGAAUCAUGCCCAACCCGCAUGUCUCGUAGACUUCUGCUCCUUAGUUUCCAGGUAUCAAACGGCGCGAGCGGGGAGGGCGGCGCAAAGCUCUGCAUCAGACCCUGAGGACUCAGGCCGCCAUAGCGCGGGAAGUCACCAUGGCAGUCUUAGCACGAGUCAGCACACGUGCGCUUCAGCGCCUCCGGCGCGAUCUCUCAUACUCGAACCGAGCAACGACGAAAUGGAGGACCUGUUUGCCGUUCUCACGUCGCCGAAUCGGUCGGUAGAGAGGAAGAAAAAAAACGAAGGCGACGCCGAGGAAAAGUCCAAAAGCAUCUCGGCCAGAGGCGGGCGCCCUCGCGGGACAGAAGACGGGGCCCAGGAGAUGCAUGAGGCCGCUCAAAAAGAGGUUUCUGCGUUCUCCGCGCCUCCUGCGGCCGCAAGAGGUCGCCCGUUCUCAAACAGACCCUCGACUGUGAGCAGUGGCGACGAGGUGAAAGACGACGUCCGCGUUGGCGAUGAUGACGGAGGAGACCUUGACUGCAGCCUGAUCCUGCCGCCUUCGUCUUUCUGCGGGGGCGACGCCGCGACAAAGGGGGAAGGCAUUCCCACGUUUUCUCAGGAGGACCUUCCACUUCUCGCCGGCCGCAGAAAGGCGUCAAAGAAGCAAGCUGCCUUCGCUUCGAAGACCUCAUCCCUCCCUACGCCUUGCGCCUCUGUGGCGGCACCCACAGGACGCGCCGACGAAUCCUGCGCUCUCCUCUCAGCCUCUGAACCAGAGGAAGACAGCGGAAGCAUCGCAUCCUGGGCGAACGCCCGGCGCAGGAAGGAGCGCCAGGUUUCGGCGUAUUCUGCUUCCUCGCCGGCGGCCUCUUCUCGCGGUCACGAAUGCGGCGGAGAAGGCAGCGGUGCGAGGGAAAGCGACGCGCAGGAUCCCUUCCACGUGGCGUUCCAGCGCAUGCAGACGAUCUUUGGCCGCGGCGCAAGAGAUAGAGGAGACAAGAGAGACAUGGAGCGCGGCAAGAAACGAGCUACUCUCGUGUGUGGGUCGACGACGCGGGAGCUCGUGCAAGACCUCCCCGUUCACCUCCGCAGGUGGUUCGGCCGGAAUUUCCCCUUCUCUGUGAAAAUCGACCGCAUCAACAAAGAGGUCUUUGGGCACGAAGACUUUCGCGGGCUCCAGCUGGGCGCGGUCAAUGCCAUCAUGAGCGGCAGGGACUGCUUCCUGGUCAUGCCAACAGGCGGAGGCAAGAGUCUCUGUUUCCAGCUGCCGGCCUACGCGCUCGGAGGGCUCACUCUCGUGAUUUCUCCGCUGCUGGCCUUGAUGGGCGACCAGCUCCGGUCCCUCAAGAAGUUGGGCGUUGAGGCGGCCAAAAUCGAUGGAGAAAUCUCUAAAAGCGAUCUGCUUGCGGUCUACGACGAGCUGAGUCAGCCCACCUUCUCGCUGCGCAUUCUGAUGGUGACCCCGGAGUUCCUCGCGCGCUCCGAAGGCCUCAUGAGCGUCCUCCAGGGCGUCUACGGCCGCGGCCAGUUGAGCCUCCUGGUGAUCGACGAGGCGCACUGCGUGUGCCAGUGGGGCGAAGAUUUUCGGGCGGACUACCUCUCUCUGGGGAAGCUUAAAAAGACCUUCCGCGACGUGCCGCUGCUGGCUCUCACGGCGUCCGCCUCGCCCGAUGUCUUCUCCGAAGUCAAGCGGAUCUUGCGGAUUCCGAACUCGGUUGACUUCCGCAUGUCUAUCAACCGGCCGAACCUGUUUCUCGAAGUUCGAGAGAAGUCUCGGCACACCAUCUACGAUGUUCACCGCCUGCUCUCGACGCCGCCGCUGAAAGACGAAGCAGGCAUCAUCUACUGCCUCUCCAUCAAGGACUGCGAAGUUGUCGCGUCUCACCUCGUCGCCCUGGGCGUCCGCGCCGCACCUUACCACGCCAAAAUGGCACCACGAAGGCGUCAUGAGACUCAAGCGGCUUGGAUGGCGAGAGACAUCGACGUCAUCGUCUCCACGGUUGCGUUCGGCCUCGGCGUCGACCGCCCCGACGUCCGCUUCGUCUUCCAUCAUUCAGUGCCCCCCUCUCUCGAACGAUACUACCAGGAGAUUGGGCGCGCAGGCCGCGACGGGUUCGCUUCGCGCUGCAUUCUGUUCUACUCACCGUCGGACGUUCAGCGGGUCUCGAAGCUGCUCGUCGCGCGGCCGAAGCGGGGCUCUGGAGGCGAGAAGGGUGCGCAGGGGAGGCUGGGACGUCUCGAAAAAAUGGUGCACUUCUGCGAGGCGUCAGUCGAGUGCCGGCGUCAGCUCUUGCUGCAGGCCUUCGGCGAAGAGCUGCGAGACGCCAUUGCGUCGGUCUCCGUCGCAGACGAAGGCGAGGAGGAAGAGACGGACGCAAGCCGGCGCGGCGCCGAAGACGAGGGCGACCUCGGGUUGCAGUCCCGCGCGGAAGCAGAAAACCAGUGGAUGCGGAAGGGCAAGCUGUGCGCCAGGAGCUGCGACAACUGCUGGAAAAAAACACACCUGACAGUCCAGUACCACGACGUCACCGUGUACGCCCAGAAACUCGUUCUCCUUCUCCUCGCACAAGAGAGACUCUGUGGGACCGGCUACGGCUCCGGCCUCACGCGCAAGCAGCUCUGCGAUGCGGCCCGCGGAGACAUGCGCCGGCAUGCGUCUCUGCAGGACAAGCUGCGGCACAACGAACACUUUGGGUGUAUGCGGGGCAUCGCGACUGGCGACAUCGAGACGUUGAUCGGACACAUGGUGAAGGAUCGCUGGCUUAUCGAGUCCGUCGUCAAGAUGAAGGGAAAGUUCGCGUCCUACGUCGUUCUCCGACCAGGGGAGGCGGUGCACUCGCCGCUGAAGGGCCCCGAGCCGCUUAUCGUGCCGAACUUUUUGCCUUCCGCGGCUGCGUCUCGUCCAGCAGCCCAGAAGAUCUCUGUGCGCGCCCCGGCGUUGAGCCGGCAGGCAGACGAUGAGUCUGUCCCUCUCGCAGGCGCCGAAGGCCGCGGCAGCUCGAGAGGUCGCGACGGCGACGGCCGCGCCUUCUCUUCUGUGGGUGCGAACGGGGCCACGCCGCAGCUGAGCGCUGCAUCUCGGGCUAGCCGCGAGGCUCCGUUGCUGCGUCAUCCGCGGAAGAAGCAGAGAUUUCUUGUGGUGCCUGAGACGCUCGGACAGGACCCGACAAGCGAGGAGAGCGGCGAGUCCCCGCCCGAGUCGUCGGGCUCGUCCCUGGGGUCCUUGCAGGGGGGGGCAGGCCUUCUCGGCGACGACGAGCUGGACGACUCCCUCCUCGAGCUGCCUCUCCUCUCCACUCUCACUCCCUCGCCGUCGGCGCCUACGGAGCGAAGCGCUUCGGGGGAGGCGGACAGAGGUCGCGCCUUCUCGCGCUCCAUUUGCGAGAAACUACUGACCGCAGCGCCCCAGGCCGCAGGCCCGUCUUCGGCGCAGCGCGUGUACCUUCAGAAGCUUCUGCGAGAGGACGAAGGCGGGCGAAACCGCUGGAAGGCGGGCGACCAGGAAAUGGAGAGCAGAGACGCGAGAGGAGGCAUUCCAGAGUGCGGGGCAAUCGCGCACCCGCCUUCAGCUUCCCUGGGUCCUUCUGGUUCCUCGACGCCGCGCCCGCCCUCAGCAGCAGCCAUGAUAUGGAAGGCCCUCUCAGAGGACACGCCGCUAGACGACGCGGACGUCUUUGUCUCGGGUGCGGAGGGAGCAGGCGAGGCCAGAGGGAGAAGAAGCGGUAUGCACUCGCGCUGCGCGUCCCCCUCGCCCUCUGUCUCAGCGGACGCGCCAGAGGUCGAGGUGGACUGCAGAAUCCCCCCGGAGCCGGGGGCGCCCCACGAGGCGUUCUCUUCGUCUUCUGGUUUCGGCUCUGGGGGUGGAGCCCAAAGUGCACCAACCGUCCCCCAGCUGCAGCAGAAAGAGAGACGCACCCACCAGACGACUUUGACAACGUUCGUGAAACCGAAAAAGGCUUCUCCGCCCGUCGAGGGGGACGGCGGAGACAGAGACCGGUGGCGAGGCGAGGACCGCGGCGAAUCACGCGAGCGCGGGUACGGGGCAACAGGCACGAGGGAGGACGCGAGUGACUUUGUGGGCGCAGAAGUGGCGGAGAGAGAGCCUGAAGACAGCAAGGCGGCGGUCGUCGAAGCCAUUCGCCAGGCGCAAAUCGACGCAAUGAGACGCAACGGCGUCAAGCGGAAACUCCCUGCCAGCUGGCUCCGCAGGCCCUAG
Messenger RNA from Besnoitia besnoiti, 5034 nucleotides. Its product is annotated as ATP-dependent DNA helicase, RecQ family protein. Gene Ontology annotation, molecular function: ATP binding; 3'-5' DNA helicase activity; nucleic acid binding. Gene Ontology annotation, cellular component: chromosome; cytoplasm. The coding region runs from base 1 to 5034 and encodes 1677 amino acids. Gene Ontology annotation, biological process: double-strand break repair via homologous recombination. The record is from RefSeq and is a predicted model, not a curated record. Lineage: Eukaryota; Apicomplexa; Conoidasida; Eucoccidiorida; Sarcocystidae. The transcript is spliced from 12 exons.